Messenger RNA from Saccoglossus kowalevskii, 1706 nucleotides. Its product is annotated as BMP-binding endothelial regulator protein-like. The record is from RefSeq and is a predicted model, not a curated record. NCBI's taxonomy places the organism in Eukaryota, Metazoa, Hemichordata, Enteropneusta, Harrimaniidae.
UGUUGACAGUGUAGCUGGACGUUUCCAUCAAAUCGUUGCAUAAUACAGUGUAUGUUCCGAUAAUUUCCCAAAUUACAGGAUCCUAAAUAUAGCUGAUUGUCACAGCGAAGCAGCCUCGGAAAAUGCUGCAGUUACGACGGCUUUGGGUCGUCGUGGCUCUUACAUACAUGCACACGGUGUCAUCCGCAAGCCUCAAAAGAAAAGAAAUGCACGUAUACCGUAGACGAAAUAUAGAAUGUUAUACAAUGGAAGACGGGACAGAUUAUCGAGGAACAGUAUCCGUUACCAUGCCGUCACCAAGUAACCCGGAUGGUCCCGGCGACACUUGCAUAAAUUGGACACCGAAGCAAAUCAAUGACAACCCUAACACUGGCCUCGGAAAUCAUAACUACUGUCGUAACCCGGAUAAUGACCCCCUAGGUCCUUGGUGUUAUACCAGUAAUCCUAAUGCAUUAUUCAGAUUCUGUGAUGUUGGAAGUCCUAGUACGUACUGCGGGGGUGGAGGAGCUGGAGAUCCACACAUGGUGACGUUCGACGGUAACAGAUUUAAUUUCCAAGGGUACUGUACAUAUGUUCUUGUCAGAGACUGCAGAGACUCUGGGUACUCCUCUUUUGAGAUAACCUCCGACUUCCGGGGUAAAACAGAUCCCAUUAAACCGCCCACCAGGAUGGUUGAUAUAAAGAUUGCGGUGACUGGAAUUCCACGAUUAACUCUACUCGAAGAUAACUCAUAUAUGGUCGGGACAGAGAUAUUUUUUAAUGGUACCAGUGUGAGCCUCGGAGACGAACUUGGUUCGGUGACAUCAGACGGAAACACGGUUACCGUGCAGAUAAAAGAGCCGGAAUUGUCGAUUUCUUGGAACGGAAAACCACACAAAGUAAUGAUAUGGUUAAAUGACGAGCAAUGGGUCGGUAACAUUUGUGGAAUGCUAGGAAAUGCCGAUGGCAACCCUGCGAACGAUUUCAUCAAACCUAACGGUCAGAUUGCAUCCGACACUGAUGAUUUCGGCAAUAGCUGGACUGUUCCGGGAAGCUGUCCACGCUUCUGAGAUGAGAGAACACUUAAUGGAUAUACUACCAAGAACGUGAAGUAGCAACAGAAGUCUCAUAGUAUUUAUUUAUUUAGAAUCCAUCCAUUCCACGCUUGGCGGACCCUAUAAUAAUUUAUUAAGCAAUCGAUCGUUGUCUGAUUAUUAGUUCACGCGUUGGUUUGAAAGCUACUAAGGAGCAAUGCUGAAUGUAAUUUAACAGCCUGGCAUACUAUAGCGACCUAGCUGACACAUUCGGAAUAGAAUAAUUUGCUGUGGAUAAUCUCGAACAUCUUUUAAACAUUUAUAGUAAGUUAAUACAUACAUUACAUGCGAAACCAACAAAUGUCAACAUUAAACAUUAGUAUUUGUAAUUAGAGAAAGUAUGACUCGUUGAAAAACGUUUGGAUUAAUUUAUCAAUUAACUGAUAAAACAUAAUGUAUAAUAUAUAUGUAUACAUUACUUAUGUUGAUGUAAAAACAACAUAUACUAUAUUAGGAGUUCGAACCUAAAUUCUUUGUCUUAGCUUACAUAAUUUCAUGAACAAUACUUUAACACAUACUCUCGUCAGUGAAACUAUUACAUAAUGUUGAAGUGAAGUGCGAAUCGUGUCAUGUAGCAUAUAUUUUUGUUCAUUAAUUCAUGCAUUUAAGUUGUUACACUUAAUCGAAUAUUUA